GGAUCGGAUGGAUGACCGCAGGAGGCCAGAAUAUGUAUGAUGAGAUUUACGAGGAAGCCCAUUUCAUCCAUCCCAUGACUGACUACUGACGACCAUCCUCUUCACUUGUGAGUCCUGAGGCACUCACUCCUCCAUCUCCGGCUGCGCCGUCUGUUUCCGCGGGGACUGUCUUCACACCCACCCACCCACCCAUCCUCACUCUUCCUCCAAACCCUAAACUCCUCUUUUGAUUUUCCUUUUCUCUCCAACACCAUCCCCACCUCUAUCUUCCAUUGUUGGCAUACUCGUUUUAAUCGUUUUCUCUGUCCUUGCGGGCAUCUCUUUCUUUUUCUAUUUGAUUACGGAAAUGGCGCUCUCUGUCUCAGACUUGCCCACUGUCUACACCUUGCUCACCAGUUCCCUGAGUGGCGAUCUGAAUGUGCGAAAGCCUGCCGAGGAUGCCCUUGCUCAAUUGGAAUCCAGACCUGGUUUUUGUUCUUGCCUUAUGGAAGUCAUAACAACCAACGAUUUAGUGUCGCAGACUGAUGUCAGAUUAAUGGCCUCCGUAUAUUUUAAGAACUGCAUCAAUCGUUACUGGAGGAACAGGCGCGAUUCUACGGGAAUAAACCUUCAAGAAAAACAGCAUUUAAGACAAAAAUUGUUGUCACACCUACGGGAAGAAAAUUAUCAGAUUGCUCUUACAUUGGCUGUUCUGAUCUCAAAAAUUGCUCGCAUCGAUUACCCAAGGGAAUGGCCAGACUUGUUUUCUGUAUUAGCACAGCAACUUCAGUCAGCCGAUACGUUAUCUUCACAGAGAAUAUGCAUGAUUCUUUUUCGCACUUUGAAGGAACUAUCAACUAAAAGACUUACUUCUGAUCAACGGACAUUUGCCGAGAUUGCAUCUCAAUUCUUUGAAUACUGCUGGCACCUCUGGCAGAAUGACAUUCAGAAUAUAUUACAUGGUUUUGCAAUCCUUGCUCAAGAUGCUUCUGACUUGAAUCAUGAUGAUAUCUACUUAACCUGUGAAAGAUGUUUUCUGUGCUCGAAGAUCAUACGUCAACUAAUAGUUUCUGGUUUCCCAAGUGAUGCAAUUUCUAUACAGGAAGUGCAACCUAUCAAGAAGGUUGGUCCUGCCAUGUUGGAUGCCAUCCAAUCUUUUCUUCCAUAUUUUUUUUCUUUUCAAGAGAAACAGCCGAAAUUUUGGUCUUUCCUGAAGAAAGCAUGUACCAAAUUUAUGAAGAUUUUAAUUGCAAUUCAGCGUAGGCAUCCUUACUCAUUUGGUGACAAAAGUGUUCUUUGUCCCAUUGUUGAUUUCUGCUUAAAUAAGAUCACAAAUCCUGAGGCAGAUAUGUCUUCAUAUGAGGCAUUUUUGAUUCAAUGUAUGUCAAUGGUGAAAUCUGUUCUGGAAUGUAAAGAAUACAAACCAAUCAUGACUGGUCGUGUUAUGGAUGAUAACCGCAUUACCAUUCAAGAGAUGAAGAAGAGUGUAUCUAGCGCUGUUGCUGGUGUGUUGGCUUCCUUGCUUCCUAAUGAGCGUGUGGUGCUUCUGUGUAAUGUACUGAUUAGGAGGUACUUUGUUUUAACGGCUAGUGAUAUAGAAGAAUGGUACCAGCAUCCUGAGUCUUUUCAUCAUGAGCAGGAUUCAGUUUUGUGGUCAGAGAGAUUAAGGCCUUGUGCUGAAGCUCUAUACAUUGUUCUAUUUGAGAAUCAAAGCCAACUGCUAGGACCUGUUGUGGUUUCCAUUCUUCAAGAAGCAAUGAAUGGUUGCCCUCCUUCUGUUAGUGAAAUAAGUCCUUCCUUCCUUCUAAAGGAGGCUGCUUAUGGUGCUGCUGCCUAUGUUUACUAUGAACUUUCAAAUUAUUUGAGCUUUGGAGACUGGUUCAAUGGUGCAUUAUCUGUUGAACUCACAAAUGAUCAUCCAAACACACAGAUCAUACAUAGGAAAGUUGCAUUGAUUUUGGGGCAGUGGGUUUCAGAGAUUAAAGAUGACAUGAGACAACCUGUAUAUUGUGCUCUGAUGAAAUUGCUUCAGGAGAAAGACCUUUGUGUUAGGCUUGCAGCAUCACGAUCUCUUUAUUUCCAUAUUGAAGAUGCAAAUUUCUCAGAGCAGGAAUUUGCGGAUCUUCUUCCAAUAUGUUGGGAUUCAUGUUUCAAACUCUUAGAAGAAGUCCAGGAAUUUGAUUCAAAGGUUCAGGUGUUGAAUAUUAUUUCUUGUCUCAUAGCUCGUCUCACUGAGGUUAUUCCUUAUGCAAACAAGUUGGAACAAUUUUUGAGGAAGGCGUGGGAAGAAUGGUCUGGUGAGAGCCUUUUGCAGAUUCAACUGCUUACAGCCCUGAAGAACUUUGUAGUUGCACUUGGUUAUCAGUCGCCGAUCUGUUACAACAUGCUUCUGCCUAUUUUACGAAGUGUGCUUAAUAUACAUAGCCCUGACGAACUUUUGGAGGAUAGCAUGCAGUUAUGGGAAGCUACUGUUUCCAAUGCUACUUCAAUGGUGCCUCAGCUGUUGGAAUUUUUUCCAUGUCUAGUGGAAAUCCUGGAUAGAAGUUUUGAUCACCUAGAUGUAGCUGCAAGUAUCAUUGAAGGUUACAUUCUUCUUGGUGGGUUAGAGUUUCUCAAUAUGCAUGCAUCAACUUUUGCAAGGGUUCUUGAUUUGGUUGUUGGUAAUGUCAAUAACAGAGGGCUGCGAUCAAUUCUGCCAAUCGUUGAUGUUCUAGUUCAGUGUUUUCCUGCAGAAGUGCCUCAAUUAAUCACCCCCACCAUACAGAAAUUAAUUGGCAUAUGCUUGAGUGGAGGAGAUGAUCAUGACCCUUCCAAGACAGCUGUCAAAACAACUUCAGCAGCCAUACUUGCCAGGAUUUUGGUCAUGAAUACUAAUUAUCUUGCACAAAUGACAUCGGAGCCAUCACUAUUAGUGCAUCUCCAGAAUAAUGGCGUCCCAACUGAUGAAAAUAUACUACUUUGCCUGGUUGAUAUAUGGGUGGAUAAGGUUGAUUUUGUGAUUUCGACGCAAAGGAAAAUAUUGGGCCUGGCUCUAUCUAUUAUUUUGACUUUCAGGCUGCCUCAAGUGCUUGAUAAGCUUGAUCAGAUCCUGAGUGCAUGCACCAGCAUAAUUUUGGGUGGGAACGAAGAAACAGAUGAAGAAUCAAGUAGUGACAAUAUGCAGUCCAGCAGGCUUCAGGUACCCAGCAAAGAAUACAGGAGAAGACAGAUCAAAUUAUCUGAUCCAAUAAACCAGAUUUCGCUAGAGAAUUCAGUGAAGGACAAUCUUCAGACAUGUUCUGCUCUCCAUGGUGAAUUAUUUAAUUCUGCCAUUUCUAGAAUGCAUCCUGCCGCAUUGGCGCAAUUGAAACAGGCACUGAAUAUGCCAUGAAGAUGAAGUGCCAGUGUCAACUGGCAACAGAUAAUUGUGUUGGUGGUGGUGUGAGGGGCUGCUGGGCAUUCAUGUGAGUCCUUUGUAAUGAGAAAGAGGGUGAGAUAUUUAAGUUCCUUGAACUUGUUAAUGAUGAUGAGAUGUCCUGCUGCUGCUGCCACAGAGGUUGUUCUUUUGGUUUUGUUUGGUUUCUCUCCAUAAUUGUUUCUCCUGAGUUCGAGAAGUGGUAUUGGUUCCUCUCGCUCCUCCACUCGAGCACAAGAAGAGCAUUUUAGACGGUGUGAUCCUUUCAUGUCAUAUUUUUGAGGCAUGAGGGGUGAGAUUGUAUUGCGAGGUUGAUGUUGGGAGUGUUGCUUUCCUACUACUUGCUGCUACUUUCCUGGGGAUUUUCCAGAAUGAAACGUUUUGAGACCCAAUCAAUCAAUCAAAUGGUAUUGUGAAUCAUGUGCCUGAAAACAGCAGGUGAAUGGUGUUCUUGUUAAUGUUCUUUGUAUUCAUGGAAGUGGGUAGGGUGGGUUCAUGUCAUUUCUCACUUGAUUGUUGGCGGUAGAAUGGUAGGGUAGAGGAUUGAGUCAAGGGCCUAUUGGUAUUGGGUAUCACUCCUUUUUCCGCCCAUGCCCAUGCCAAUGCCACGUGCCAUGCCGGAUGGACUUACCUUUGAUGCUCUUUCACGGCCGGCUGGCCGGCCUAACAACAAAAAUAAGAAAAAUUAUGUGAUGGGCCUGGGAUGGGCCGGCUUGUUGUUCGUGCCAAGCUAAGGUGAGAGAGAGAGUAGAACAGGCUAGUAGUAGAGCGGAUCGGAUCCUCCUUCCCUCCCUCCUCACGUGAUGCGAUGAUGUGUUAGUGAUGUCAUGCACAGCACAGCACAGAUAUUAGUAGUAGUAGUAGUAGUCGGUCGCGUCGUCGUGUCGUGGGCGUCUGAGUAUGCACUUGCGUGUCGCUGUGAAGGUGCCUCUUUGGCCGCGUCAGCUACACGUGUCGUGCUGCAUGCAUGCCUCUCGCCUCUUCCUCGCAUUCAUUAUAAUAGUGUGCGCGUGUUUUUAUUAUUGUAUUUAUUCCAUUCCAUUCAAUUCAAUUUACUCCUCUACUCUUAGGUUGUCAUAUGAUAUGGUUAUUGAUCAAAUAAAUUCCGCACCCGGGCACAAAUUUAAAUUAUAUAUCUUUACCUAAUACAUGCAACCCAAGUGCUUGGUUGCUUAUUCCUCUCUGCGUCGUAUCAUCAACGAUCACUCAAAUUUUUACAUUUAAGUUAGCUAGCUAGUCUUUGUUGCUAGAUAGAUCUGGGAGAUAAGAGAUUAAAAAAAAAAAGAAGCAAGCUUUAGUAGUAA
Messenger RNA from Andrographis paniculata, 4677 nucleotides. RefSeq lists its product as uncharacterized. Gene Ontology annotation, molecular function: small GTPase binding. The record is from RefSeq and is a predicted model, not a curated record. The transcript is spliced from 24 exons. Gene Ontology annotation, cellular component: cytosol; nuclear envelope. The coding region runs from base 347 to 3349 and encodes 1000 amino acids. Gene Ontology annotation, biological process: protein import into nucleus. Lineage: Eukaryota; Viridiplantae; Streptophyta; Magnoliopsida; Lamiales; Acanthaceae.